Molecule: messenger RNA, 485 nt
Organism: Symbiodinium necroappetens
Lineage: Eukaryota; Dinophyceae; Suessiales; Symbiodiniaceae
Source: the annotation of a GenBank genome assembly
CCCUCCCUGGCCUUGGCGCGGCUCUCCAAGAAGGAGACGAUGGUCUGCUUCGAAGACGACGACGGCGGGGGCGAGACCCGCUUCGCCGCAGUGGUGAUCUGCGAUCGGACCUCGGCGACACAGGGCCAGGCCCUCGCGCGCCUGAUCGCGACGACCUUCAUGGAUGAGGAGUUCGUGUCGGUGGCACGGUCCGCCCCGAAGUCUCCACUCAUCCUUGGAGCGUUAGACGCCCACUUGGCACAGCUUACCAUCGUUCCGACCGUGAAGCUGAACAAGGCGGCCAAGCGAGCCUCGGGAACCAGCAGCCCAAAAGGAGAUUACCUGCUCUCCCACUCUUUGGUGUCGGGCAUCCAGAGAAGGAUGAGCUUAGUCUCACCGGAGCAGGCAAAUCUACAGGCACAGGAAGCCAGGCGCAACUCCGAUGCCUCGAAAGAGUCCGUCGACGAGGUGGUGCCUCCGACCAGCUACUUCAUCGAGGUCGAUCG